AUGAAGGUUUCUCGUGAGGUUUUGGAACCUGUGCACUGCGUUUCAAGACCAGGCAUCAGUUCGGGGACCUUGUUUACCAAGUCGGAGCGGCAGCAGACUGGGCGAUACCUUACGGAUAAGGAAAUGACGGCCAUGUACAACAAGUUCGUAGGUCCAAACAGCCUUAACAACGCAGCAGUGCGUCUGGAGCAGGAGGAGUGGGACUCGUCCGUGCAGCACAGGUACUGUACGACAUCGUUCUGCACGGACGGUUCCACCUCCGCACAAAGCAAAGCCUCCCGAGCGCAUUACACCGACUCGGGAGAUCGCACGCCGCCGCCGCCGUCAGCCAGCAUCGCUGUCGCCAUGGCAGCCGCCGGCGUUGACCUGCCCGCUAAGGUCCACCCCCCUGUUAUGGCGGAAUCUGUGGAGCGCUCCGCCAACGCCGCCACGAUGAAGUACGUCGCGCCUAAAAUUGCGAAGAAGUACGGCAUCCAACAGAGCAUAACGCCUGCUGGGCCGCGUGCAGCUGCCGCAGCGGCGGCGCGGGCCGGUGCCGGCCGUGGUGGCGCCGCUGGCGGCCGCGGCAGCGGCGUCGUGGCAGCGGCGGCAGACCGUCUACAGGCCACCGAGUCUACAUCAUCGUACAGCAGCGGUGACGGCCUGCCGCCGCGGCCCCGCUCCGCCGCCUUCAAAACGACCACACGUGAGCAAGCUCAGAGGACGGGCUCCCACUUUCUCUCCCGCGGCCCCUCGGAGGUUCCGCCCCUGGGUAAGUACAAUCCAAAGUACGGCGCAAUGGACAAGGCCCAGCAUGCGCCGCUUCUCGGCAAGGCAGCGCAUUCCGGAACGGGGUCCGUUGCAGAUAGUGGCGCCGCCGCCGCCAGCAGCAGCGGCUCCGCCGUACGGCGUAGUCGCCCCGGAUCCGCCCCGGCAUCGGCUGGAGGCCGCGGCGGCAGCUCCGCCCGGCCUUCUUCUGCACCGGCGCAUCGAAUGGCCGACGACAGUUCCGACCCGUCGGUCCCUCGCGACGUGCAGGCGGCGGCGGCGGCGGCGGCGCACACACAGCCGGGCGCGUCGCGUCACGGCCUGACCCGAAGUCUAAGUAGUCAGGGGGGCCCGCCGCGCCUCACCCUGGACGUCCGAGCCCAACUCCUCCACCGCCACGAGGAGCUCUUUGGCGCGGCUCACAAAGUGCACCAGCAGCGACCCACGGGUCCGCCCGGCACGCAGCCCUUCAAGGCGACGGAACGCAAGCCAUUGUACGACGGGAUAUCUGGGAAUCAGCUGUUUGGGGAGUACUACAGGGAGGGGUACGACAGCCUCACCCGCAAAACCCCACGACCGUCUUCCGCCUUCCGGACUCAGUCCCAACGCCAGCUCUCGAACACAACGCUGGGGGAGACGGGACCCACGGUGGGUCCCGGAACGUACGGCAAACAAAUACCCGGCACAAACACGGGACGACACGUUCAGGCUGGUCACUCCUCCCUUACCCGGACCCCCGACUGGAGCCGUACCACCCCCCGACCCACAUCAGCACCCCCGGCAAGGUCACCCCCUGCCAGCGCCGUACACCAGGGAUACUACGGUCCAAACGGCCCCGCCAGCUCGGUCUUUCCCGAUGAACCCGAGUACGACGAACUCAACGCCGUACGAAUGCUGCAGGAGCGGACUGUCAUGAGAGUCCCCGGACUACCUCCACGACCUAGGGAAACCCAGUCCCAGAACUACAGCCAACAACAGCAGCAGCAGCGGCCACAGGGGCAGGGGCGGGGGGGGGCAGGGGGAGGCGGCGCAGAUUGCCACCCGCCGUUGGUGUAUGUGGGUCCGGAGCGCUACGGCGAACUCUCGAAUACAGGGCUGGCAAAGCGCGCGCCGGGCUGGGCGUUUGGUACGGCGACGCGGGAGGGCACGUGUCAGACCCUCCGUGCCAUCUCCAAACCCAACAUCACCCCCCCUGCGGCCGUGACAACCAAACUCGCCAACGACUUGUCGUACGAUUACGACAUCUCGGUCGAGGGACACCGUUCCCGGAAUCCAGCCUGGGCUCUGCCGCCCAACCGCAAUGCGCUGAGUCAGCACUGGAUGCAGGCAGCAGCCACCGCGUACCUGUCAUGA
This is a messenger RNA of Volvox carteri f. nagariensis, 2100 nucleotides long. RefSeq lists its product as uncharacterized. NCBI's taxonomy places the organism in Eukaryota, Viridiplantae, Chlorophyta, Chlorophyceae, Chlamydomonadales, Volvocaceae. The coding region runs from base 1 to 2100 and encodes 699 amino acids. The record is from RefSeq and is a predicted model, not a curated record. The transcript is spliced from 8 exons.